AUGGCAUCACAGACUCAAGGUAUACAACAGCUGCUGGCUGCAGAGAAACGUGCCGCUGAGAAGAUCAACGAGGCCCGUAAACGUAAAGCCCAACGUUUGAAGCAGGCGAAACAGGAGGCCCAAGCAGAAAUCGAGAAGUAUCGACAAGAGCGGGACAAGCAGUUUAAAGAGUACGAGCAAAAGUAUCUGGGCACAAAAGAGGACAUAGAAGCAAAGAUUAAACAGGAAACUAAGGAUACAAUCCGUGAAAUGCAACGAUCUGUUGCACAAAACAAGCAACAGGUUAUUGUGCGCUUACUUCAACUAGUUUGCGAUAUUCGGCCACAGCUACAUCACAAUCUUUUGCUUCAGCAGAAGUUACGUGGUUCACAUCUUUGA
Molecule: messenger RNA, 378 nt
Organism: Enterobius vermicularis (human pinworm)
Lineage: Eukaryota; Metazoa; Nematoda; Chromadorea; Rhabditida; Oxyuridae
Source: the annotation of a GenBank genome assembly